Messenger RNA from Zeugodacus cucurbitae (melon fly), 5053 nucleotides. RefSeq names its product longitudinals lacking protein, isoforms H/M/V. Bases 398 to 3004 code for a protein of 868 amino acids. The transcript is spliced from 8 exons. Gene Ontology annotation, molecular function: protein binding; DNA binding. The record is from RefSeq and is a predicted model, not a curated record. Lineage: Eukaryota; Metazoa; Arthropoda; Insecta; Diptera; Tephritidae. Gene Ontology annotation, biological process: regulation of transcription by RNA polymerase II. Gene Ontology annotation, cellular component: nucleus.
AAAUCUAGAAAAAAUCAUUGAAUUUACAAAUUCAUAUUUAAUUAUGUGCAUCAGGCAGCACUGCGCAAUUUCUCAUUACAUAAAGAAACAGUUCCUCGGUGUCAGCUCUUUUUACUAGUUUUGCUGUGCUAUCCUCUGAAAGAAAAACCAUGUAAACGAAAGCGGGAGUAUCUGAUUACAAAUAUAAAAACAAACAUUGUGCGUUAGUACGGUAUUGAAAGCAGCAUGUAUAAACGCUACUGAGGGAAAAUCUUAUACUAGAAAAUCCUGCUAAACAGACACAGACAACUCUUUUGGAUACUUCGAUAUUUUUAGUGGAUAAAUAAGAAAAAUAAAACAUUUAUAGACAACUACAACGAUUACUUUGCCGGCGACGUCGGUCAAAUAAGCUUUGAUCAUGUCGGUGCAACAGUUUUGUUUGCGCUGGAAUAACCAUCAACCGAAUUUCAUUUCGGUAUGUUCUUCGUUACUCCAUAAUGGCACUUUAGUGGACGUCACCUUAGCAGCAGAAGGUCGACAACUACAAGCCCACAAAAUUGUACUCUCUGCUUGCAGCUCAUAUUUUCAAACACUAUUUACAUCGAAUCCCUGUCAACACCCAAUUGUAAUACUUAAAGAUGUCCAAUAUGAUGACCUUAAGACUAUGGUUGAUUUUAUGUACUAUGGAGAAGUGAAUGUAUCACAAGAGCAGUUACCACACAUUCUAAAAACGGCUGAGAUGCUUAAAAUCAAAGGACUUGCUGAAAUGCCCACCGAUCCUGCCAAUUUAACUAAAUCUGAAAGUAAAUCAUCGAAUGAACCCACCGAUUUAGUGGGUAGCGGUAGUACUGGCAGCAAUGGCCAAAGUAGCAGUGGUGUUAAUAGCGGCGGCAUGGGUAGUAGUGCUGGUGGUAGCAUAAAUGAGACGCUCUGGGAGCCGCAGCAUCACCAUGGUCAGCACAGUGAAACCCAGUUUCAAACCCAUCCCCAUCAACAACAACAAAAUAGCCAAACGCAAACAUCACAACAGCAGCAACAGCAACAUCAUCAAUUAAGACGUACUCCCUCACCAUUAGGUGCGGGAGCUUCACCGGCAACUAGACGAAAACGACUUCGGAAAUCUUCAAAUAAUGGAUCUGGCGAUCGCACCAAUUCGGACGAGCAACAUACUUCUUUGGACAGUGGAAAUAAUACUGGCGGCAUAAGUCUUACACAGAUGGGACAGAUGUCUUUUGGCACCACAGGUGGUACCAUCAGUGGCAUGCCAACUCACACACUACACGCUACAAAAUUGUUGAAAGAAUCAUCUAGCACUGAGGUUGAACCACAUCCACAGGAUGAUAGCUUGGACGGUGGUCAUGGACAUGUACACAUGCAAAUUAAACCUGAAGUCGACAUGAGCAGCGUACAACAAUCGAUGCCAUUGGACAUAUCUGCUGCUACAACUCCUUCAGAGCAUGAUGCACCAAAUUCUCAAUCAUCUCAUUCUGAUAUAUCACAGCCGUCAAAUGCUAACGUCUCCACAAUUGUCGCACAGCCAGAAUGUUCACCACGCGCUGUUAAUAUGGCAAUGUCACCGUCACCGACCAGCCUGCUCUCUCAACAACAACAACAGCAUUCGCCAGUACAAUUGCAACAUCAACAUUCGCAACAACAACAGCAAAUGGGUACGAAACGGAAUCGUGUACUAACACGACAACCGCGUGUUAAACGCGAUAGUGAUAGUCUAUCAAAUGCACAGGUUUCACCGGAACCCCACCAAGGAAGUGGUGUCGAUUUCGAUCCCUUUAGCAAUUCGCCCGGUGGUAGUUCACAUUCAAACUACAUCCCGGCACAUGCGCUACAAUUGCAUCCCAGUCAUCAUCACCUACUGACAGUGCCGACGCGUAUUGAACGUCAUUCAUCCGAACCGGCGCCCAGUUUGACACCAUCGUCACCCCAUUUGCUCUCUGUACCGCAGAGUACACCAUUUCUGAUGAAACAACAUUCGGAUCCAUUACUGCCCACGCAACAUUCACUUAGUGGCGCUGGCGCAUUAAUCGUUGGUGGUGGCACAAAUCCGUUUGCACCGCUACAUCGUCAGUAUUCACAUCCACUAUCUUGUACAACCAGUGGCGCUAACAGCAGUGCCGGUACUAGUCAUAUCACCAGCGUUCCAUUACAUCAUUCACACCACAUAUCACUACCCGAAUCGAUGUACACGUCCGGCGGUUCGCCACCACCAGUUGGCUCGUCGCAAUACGUGGUGCCACAACAAAUUGUGUCUAGCGGUAGUAGUGGCACGUCGAAUGAGAUAGUCGGCGCGGGGAGUGCUUCAUCGGCUAGUCCGUCAAAAGUGCUCAGCAUACCACAUUUCACCACUACUUAUAUUGAUGACGGCGAUGCACGUGGCCGUAACAAUUCACCAAGUACCCAUUCAUCUAUGGGCGGCGUACAUACUAAUACGUCGACUAUUAGUUCGGCACCCUUGGAGCGUGUUCGUUCAGCGGAAUCGAAUACACCACCGCCAACAACAACAAGCAAGAUUCGUAGUUCGAAAUCAACAUCUAGUGUUAUGCUAUCGGAACGUAUGAGUAGUUUACAUCCUGGCGCUGCAGCUAUGGGCAGCAGUUCAUUUGAACACUUGCCUUCGUUGCGCGUAAAGAGCGAGGAAUUGCAAAGAUCAGUGUCUUCUCCACAAACCUCUCAGGAGAUCAUCACAUUGGAGAAUCCUCGCUCCAGUCAUUGUCCUGUUAUACGGCCCGGGCCGGCACUGGGCUGUAAUUUUUGUUGGAACACUAUAGAUGGACAUGGUAGAAUUUUGCGGCGCAAAACCAAAUACCACUGUCCCGAAUGUCAAACGAAUUUAUGCAUUGUACCAUGUUUUCAGGAGUAUCAUGAGCGGCAAAACAAUGAAGCGGCCAAUACUUCAACCGGCAAUGAUGGCAAUAGUAGUAAAUCUUACUCAGGUACCACCGGCAGGAGUGGCAAUAGUGGCAGUGGCGGUAAUAGCACACGGCUAUAUUCCAAAACUGAAUCCAUUUGAAAGCGCUAAAUGCUGCAGAUGAAACUUUGAAAACUAUUUAUUGUUGAACCAGCAGCAGCAGCUGUAGGAGAUCAAAAAAAAUUGUUGUUUGUAAGGUGGGCUAAGUUAACCUUUGACUUUGGUUCAAAGGUGUGCAUCUUAUAAGUCCCACCUAUUAAUAAAAAAAAAAACUUAAACAUAUUAUCUGAACUCCACUAGUGCAAAUUGAAUUUGCAUGGAGUGCACGAUAUUAAUAUUUGUAUUCGAAAAACGAAAAAAAAAUCGCUGAAAAUGCAAGAAACUAAAGAGGUUAUGUACUUGAAGACAGAUUUGUACCAACGUACAAAUUGCAAUUUUGUCACUUGAAGACUUGUUGCUGUGCAACAAAGUCCAUUUUAAUGCACUACAUACAGCAUGAUGCAUGAUGAAUUUUGUCAGUGCAAUUGGUAGAAAUGUACAUAUGUAUGUAUAUGGCGAUGAAAACUUUUUUGUGAAUCUUUUUGGUAUAUAUAUGUAUGUAUGUAUUUAAUGAGCGCGAGCUUAGUGCAUACGUUGUUUACGCACCAAGCAUUGGUACAAAGGAAAUAUUUAUAUUUUUCACAUAUUUUAUCUUUAAAAUGAACAACUCACUUUUUGAAUGUAAGACGUUUUAAUGGAAAAAAAGCGAAACUUAUCAUAUGCAUACUUAUAAAAUAGGUUUUUGUUAAUUGUUGCCACAAACACAAUUCAGCGGGCACGCACACUCCUCACACACUUCAACAAAGAAAAUGCAGUUUUGAGCUAUUGAGGAAACCACCUUUGGGGCCUCAAUUAAAAAAACAGCGUGCCAUAUUGUCAUUUAUUACGUGAGCGUGAUGAUUUGGUUAUUGCAUUGUAAACUUAAAGAAGUAAUCUAAACAUAUGUACAAAUGUAUGUGCGAGUACUGGGGGUUUUUUAAAUAGACAUAUAUUUAUUUUAAGCAUUAUUAAUUACUUAUGUAUGUAUAUGUACAUAUGUAGGUUAACCUAUAAAUUUAUAGCGAAAGCUGUUUGGUUUAAUUUUGGCUCAGUUUAUUUAAAGCAUACAUUUCUAAACACUUUUUUGCUUUGUUUUACUGUGAGUUGUUAAACAAAACAGUCACUUUGGGUUACUGUAUCCAAAAUAUGUCGACAUACAAUUUCUAAAAUUAAUAUGCAUUACAAAAACAAUGCAAUUUGUUUUUUUGUUUUGUUAAAAUCUCAAGUAGCCGACAUUUUUUUAGUAAAUUUGUGUUUCGAAUUGAGUAAUUUUUCAAAAUUUGGUACAUACAUUAUGUGAAAAUUAUGGCUAGAACGAACGACCGUUAAUAAAACGCAAUAUAUUUCUAUACUGCUAUGCAUAUAUGUAGCUGCUUUUUUAUUUAAUUUAUGUUAUGCUAAAUUUUACAGCGAAUUGUAGUUUUUUUAAUUUGUAACAUUUCGAUAAAUUUUAAAAUGAAACCGAAACACACUUGUUUCUAAUAUUUUUUAUUAAUUUAAAAAUUCAUAUCAAAUUUAUAAAGAAUACACUAACUACUUUCGAAAAAAAAGUUUAAAUUUUUUUUAAUGUAGCACUUUAAUUUACUUAAAUGCUUCUUAAGCAUUUCGGCAAGUGCGUUGUGUCGUUUUAACGAUAUUUUCUUUAAAUAUGAAAUUCUAAAAAUUAAAAUUUAUUUAUAUUAAUUGUGUAAGAUAUUUUUAAUUAUAAAAAUAAUAAUUUUUGGAAUAUUACUUUUAACGUAAUUUUCAAAUGUUUUUAUGUUUAUUUUGUUUAUGAAAAUUAUAUUUAAUAAUUUUAACUUGCUCAAACUUAACUUUAAUGACAGUGCUUUGCAUUAUUAUAUUUAAUUUUUUAUUUAGUUUAAUUUUUUGAACCAUAUAAAAACUAAUGCUAACUUACAAAUUGAACAAUAAACGAAAAAUAUGCUGUUUAACAGUCGCCAGGUACCCACCAAAACACUAAGAGCCUAAAACUUUAUUGUUAGAUUGUUUUUUAAACAACAUUUGUCAGAUUUUUUGUUUAUUUCUACAAAACAAUGCAAUUGGUAUUAACGUUUUUUUCAAUAGUGGUUA